AUGCAGGGCAGCUUCGCCUCGUCUUCUACCUCGCUACCUGCUGGUGGCGAGAAAAAGGCAAAGCGCAACCUCUUCAAGCGAGUCACGCUUCGGCCGAAGCCUUCCCUCAGCGUUUCGACUUCUGCCUUUGCUUCCCCUGCCGCAGAAUACUCGCCGCGACGAGCAUCAGAGAUGACCGCCAGAGACGCUUCGCGCCAGACGAUCGAUAUUGGCAGGAGCGUUCCCGCUACGCCGAAGAGCGCACGCUCAACGAGGUCGUUUGAUGCCAAGUCGCUCGCGCUUGCAACGCGAGUCACAACGGAGUCUGCUUCGAGGAGUAAGCGCUUCUCGGUCAAAAGCGAUGCUCCGCCUGUUCCGUACAUUCCCAAGUCAUAUCUCAUUUCGGACGAGAUCUUUGUCAUUGCCAACCUCCCACCGGUAGCCGAAGUCGUUGCUCCGACACCGCGCAUCAGCGAAAGCUCCAGCGCACCGUCAAGUUACUCGAUGAUGUCGUCCACCUCGUCUCGGUCAUCCAGCAGUUGGCUCGAUGACUUGCAAAACGUCGGCUUCCCGUCACCACCCUCGGGCGACAACGCUACGUUCUCGCCCAUGUACGUCCGUAGCGGACCCGAGGCCAAAUAUGAACCUACUCGCUCGAGUUUGGACGAUAUUGAUGAUCAGAUCGUUCUCAAUCUCUGCCUCAACCUUUGCGACGACACAACCCCGACGGGGCUGGCUCCCACCGACAUGGAACGGGACACCACAUCCACGCGGUCUCAUCGAAGGACCUCCAGUCUUGCAUCCGUCCCGUUAGAGAGCCUGUCUCGCUCUCUACACACCCGAACUGCUUCGGCGCCCCUCUCUCUCGGACCGCUACCACCUCAACCGACUCAGGCACCUGCCGAGGCCGUGCUCCGCAAGACGAACGCGAUCAAGAAGCGAUACAGCAGGCAGCUUCCUUCGCCCAAGCUUCCCUCGCAGACCAACUCGCCCGCUCUGGGCAGCGGCAAGGAAGACGAUGCCAGUUGCUACUUUGGCGCUGCCCGUGCCGCACCCAGCACGCACCGGCUCGACAGCAUCUCGAGCCUCAAGACCAUCGAAGCCGACCUCUCGCACGACUCCAAGAUGGUCAAGAGGAACCACCAGCGAUCUUACUCGAAACACUCCAUCACGAGCGAGCAGGAUUUUUUGGGCGUGCCGCGUCAUGUCGAGCUGACACCUGGACGUGGCGCGGCACGCAAGACAGCGGCGGAUUUUGAGAGUGAGGUCGAGCAGCACAAUCUGCGCUCGCGAUGGUCCGAAGACUCGGAGGAUGGCAGUGGUGGUGUGGAAGAGGUGAGACGCUUGUUCUCCUCGCUCCUCUCUCCCAAGCUUGGUAGCGCUCCCAAGAUGACGUCUUCGCUCUCGAGCUAUUACACGAUCGCUGAGGGGGACAGCGCCGUCAGCGGCACCAAGACGCCGGACAUGAUCUCGGUUCGACACUCGAGCUCGUCCUCUUCGUCGAACAGCUCCAUUUCGGACUUCUCGGAUCUCACCGUCGCAGCCCCUUCCUCUUCGAAGGUCAAGGCUGUUGAGGACGAACAAGAGACUCUGUUCGAUUUUUCCCGCGCCAGCCUGGACUACCGAGCCAUAUACGCCCUCGCUCAGCAGUACGCUGCCAGCAACAGCACUUCCCCCGCACCAUCGCGCAACCCAUCUCUGCGCCGAGCAUCGACGCUCAAGGUGAAACAAAGUGGUAGUCACAAGUUGUCAUCCCUGCUUCCGAAUGCUUCGGCUUCUCGUUCGCUCAGAAGCCUCGCCGUCGACCCCCUCGAUCGCACUUACCACCUUCGCAAGUGA
Pseudozyma hubeiensis SY62 is the source of this 1818-nucleotide messenger RNA. RefSeq lists its product as hypothetical. The coding region runs from base 1 to 1818 and encodes 605 amino acids. The transcript has a single exon. The record is from RefSeq and is a predicted model, not a curated record. Lineage: Eukaryota; Fungi; Basidiomycota; Ustilaginomycetes; Ustilaginales; Ustilaginaceae.